Molecule: messenger RNA, 1146 nt
Organism: Nicotiana tabacum (common tobacco)
Lineage: Eukaryota; Viridiplantae; Streptophyta; Magnoliopsida; Solanales; Solanaceae
Product: protein SULFUR DEFICIENCY-INDUCED 1
Molecular function (GO): protein binding
Source: RefSeq, a predicted model, not a curated record
CUGCAUAUCUCUCUCUCUCUCUUUCUGAAUCUCGUCUCCAGAUUCAUAUUCAUUCAUCUUAUUAUAACAACUAAUUUUAUACUCCCUUAAUUCCCUUUGUAUUAGAAAGAUGGAAAUGAUGAAGAAUAAAGAGAACAAGGAGCUCUUUCAUGUUGUUCAUAAGGUUCCUUCAGGUGAUGGCCCUUAUGUUAGGGCCAAGCAUGCUCAGCUGGUGGAGAAGGAGCCAGAAGCAGCAAUAGUAUGGUUUUGGAAAGCAAUAAAUGGAGGAGACAGAGUGGAUAGUGCCCUUAAAGACAUGUGUGUGGUCAUGAAGCAACUUCAUCGAACUGAAGAGGCUAUCGAAGCCAUCAACUCUUUCAGAUCUCUCUGCUCCCAACAAGCUCAAGAGUCCCUCGAUAAUGUCCUCCUCGAUCUUCUCAAGAAAUGUGGAAAAGUAGAUGAACAAAUAGCGCUGUUGAAACAAAAGUUGAGACAGAUAUACCAAGGGCAGGUCUUCAAUGGUAAACCUACAAAAACUGCUCGCUCUCAUGGAAAGAAGUUUCAGGUUUCUGUCGGGCAAGAGACAGCCAGAGUUCUGGGAAAUUUGGGCUGGGCAUAUAUGCAAAAUGGGAAUUUUAUGGCAGCGGAAGUUGUAUACAAGAAAGCCCAAAUGAUUGAUGCAGACAGCAACAAGGCCUGUAAUCUGGCCCAUUGCCUAAUCAAGCAAGCCCGGUAUGAUGAGGGCCGAGAUAUUCUUGAAAAUGUUUGGAGAGGCAAUUAUGCAGGUUCUGAUGAUCCAAAGACAAGGAACCGAGUGGAGGAAUUGGUGCUGGAAUUGGACUCGAGGCCAUUCUUGCAAAACGUUCCGGGCCUAAAUUUGGAUGAUGAUUUUGUUAAUGGGCUUGAACAGCUGAUUAAUGAAUGGACCCCUUCAAGAUCAAGAAGACUACCAAUAUUUGAGGAGAUCUCUACUUUCAAAGAUCAAUUGGCUUGCUGAUGAUUUUCAAUAUUCAAAUGAUUUAGGUAGGAUUGAAAUAUAUUUAGCCAUUCGACUUAGGUGAAAAUAAAUAAGCUAAGAGAUGUGAUCUGUGUAAAUUGUGAUGUAAAUGAGAUCUUUGGACAAAGUUUGGGGAAAUGAAUUGCUCUGCUCUUUGUUGUUGGUUAAAA